Messenger RNA from Glycine soja, 1669 nucleotides. Its product is annotated as probable receptor-like protein kinase At1g80640. The record is from RefSeq and is a predicted model, not a curated record. Gene Ontology annotation, molecular function: ATP binding; protein kinase activity. NCBI's taxonomy places the organism in Eukaryota, Viridiplantae, Streptophyta, Magnoliopsida, Fabales, Fabaceae. Bases 183 to 1457 code for a protein of 424 amino acids. The transcript is spliced from 10 exons. Gene Ontology annotation, biological process: protein phosphorylation.
UCCUCUCUUCAUCGUUGGUUCAUCAAUCACCAAAUUAAAAAUGGAUUAAAAAGUGCUUUCUCGGUUUUCCUGAAAGAAGAACCUUUGUGACUUUGUCCAUUUCUCCUCUGCCAAAAAUCGUUUCAAAAUUGAACAAGAAAAGAAAGAAGCUUCUCUUGCCAACAAGUUAUUCCACUCCCUUGAUGAAUCUUCUUGUUCUCUUCCUGCCUGUUUGGGUGCUAAGCAUUUCUUUUUCCUCACCAAUUCUUCAUGCUGCUUCCUCCAUUUCUCUUUCUCAAAAUGCACAAGCUGAAUCUCCAGGAAUUCAGGAGGUUAGAACAGUGCACCACCAGAAUUUGAAUAAGAGAAUUCUAAUCGCACUAGUUGCUUGUUCUGCUCUUCUUGUUGGAGUCUUCCUAUUCCUGUUAUAUGUCUGGUUCGGUCGACAUAAAAACUUAAGAUGCUCCAAAAGUAAAAGCCAAGAAACCAUCGAGGCUGCAAAAGGGGAAACCAUAAGCUCGGUUAAUGCUAAACUUAACUACUCUAAGAUGGCAGAUAAAAAGAGUUCAGUUGCUAUUUUUGACUAUCAGCUGUUAGAGGCUGCAACAAACAGCUUUAACACAAGUAAUAUUAUGGGAGAGAGUGGUUCUAGAAUUGUUUACAGAGCUCAUUUUGAUGAACAUUUCCAGGCAGCUGUUAAGAAAGCAGAUAGUGACGCUGAUAGAGAAUUUGAGAAUGAAGUGAGUUGGUUGAGCAAGAUACAGCAUCAGAAUAUCAUAAAAAUGAUGGGUUAUUGCAUUCAUGGUGAAUCGAGGUUUCUUGUUUAUGAAUUGAUGGAGAAUGGAUCUCUGGAAACUCAAUUACAUGGGCCUAAUCGGGGGUCAUCUUUAACUUGGCCUCUAAGGUUAAGAAUUGCUGUUGAUGUUGCCAGAGCACUAGAAUAUCUCCACGAGCACAACAAUCCUCCUGUGGUUCAUAGAGACCUAAAAUCGUCUAAUGUUUUUCUGGAUUCUAACUUUAAUGCCAAGUUAUCAGAUUUUGGAUUUGCUAUGGUUUUGGGAAUGCAACACAAGAACAUGAAGAUGUCAGGAACUUUAGGAUAUUUGGCUCCUGAGUACAUAUCGCAUGGUAAACUAACUGAUAAGAGCGAUGUCUAUGCUUUUGGGGUUGUCCUUCUAGAGCUCCUAACCGGAAAAAAACCCAUGGAAAACAUGACCUCGAACCAAUAUCAAUCCCUUGUAUCAUGGGCCAUGCCUCAGCUAACCGACAGAUCAAAGCUUCCAAGUAUUCUGGAUCCUGUUAUCAGAGACACAAUGGAUUUGAAGCAUUUGUAUCAGGUUGCUGCAGUGGCUGUACUCUGUGUGCAAUCAGAACCAAGUUAUAGGCCACUAAUAACUGAUGUGUUGCACUCUCUUAUCCCUUUGGUACCAGUUGAGCUUGGAGGGUCACUAAGAGUUACAGAACCAAUCAGCUCAUAGAACUCUCAUUGAUAUUGAAAAGUUGUGUUUUCAUUUUUCAACUAUGGUAUUUGUUCACUUUAUUAACAUUUUGUUAUUGUAAUUAUUAUCCAAUUGUAAUUAUUCAUGAUUGUGAUUUGGUUCUUCUUUUUAGUCGUAAAUCAUGGUGAUAUUACCAUCUUUACAAGUUAUGAGGACACUCUUAGAUUAAUUUGGUGGCUGUCUAGCUGAAA